AUGUGGAAUGAUUCCGACUCAUCAUCGGCAAGCGAAGACGAAAAAGAGGAGAAGCGCGUGAAAGCAAAAAAAUCGGAUACUUCAGAAUCGAGUAGUGACGACGGCAAUAAGGAAGAAGAUAGUGAUUAUGAAGAGAAGGGAUCGAAGCAGAGUGAUGAAGAUGACGAUGAUAACUCUUCGCCGGCCGAUGUUUCGCAGAAUUCAAGGAAACGGAGUGCUCGUGGAAUGAUGGAUGUGAAAACGAAAAAACUUCUCGAGGAUGAAAACUUUCUACGACGCUCAAAGCGUGCCCGGAAAAAGGAUGAGUCUGAUGAGUCCGACGAAUCGGAAGAUUCGGCGUCGUCUGACGGCGAUUGGCGAGAUAGUAAACGGAGAGCACUGCGGCAGGCGGCGAAAAACAAGAAGUUGCAAGCGCAUGUGAUUCGGAGAACCACCGCUAAAAAUAAUAUUAGUUAUAAAGAGAAAAAUUCUGAUGACGACAUUGACGACGACGAUGUUCUUGAAUGGGAUGAAGGCCCAAAAGCAGAUGAAUCAACGUCUCAAAUCCAAUCAGAAGCAGUUGAAAGGGUUAUCAAAUGGAGAUAUGGGAUUCCCGGUGCAACAGGAUCCAGUACUACGUGUUACAAUAUCGCUGAUAAAGGUGAUCCAAAUGAAGCAAAUGGUGAGAAAACCGAGCAACAGUAUUUAAUCAAAUGGGUUGGAUGGAGUCAUUUGCACAACACAUGGGAAUCAGAAGCUUCAUUAGCUGCGAUGAAUGCGAAGGGCUUGAAACGUGUGCAAAAUUAUAUGAAACGACAAUCAGAAAUUGAAGAAUGGCAAAAACGGGCCGCGAUCAACGACAAGGAGUACUACGAGUUCAUUCAAUGCGAAAUCGUGAUGGCUGAAGAUCUGUGCGAAGAAUACAAGAAGGUUGAACGCAUUGUGGCUCAUCAGACGUCUCGUGAUAAGACUGCGGAUGGCAGUGAAGCGACGGAAUACUUUGUCAAAUGGUGCGGCCUACCGUAUUCAGAAUGCACAUGGGAAGAGGCGAGAUUGUUGCCAUCGGAUAUGAUUGCGGCCUAUCAUCAUCGCAUCGCGAAUCUUCGGUCGCCCACGAAAAAUUCAACGGUUCUACGAAAGCGGCCGAAAUUUGAGAAGCUGGAAACAAUGCCCGAAUUUCUCAAGACGGCAACUUCUGGAGACCUGCGUGACUAUCAAUUAGAAGGAUUGAAUUGGAUGUUGUAUGCUUGGUGCAAGAACAACAGCUCAAUUCUCGCCGAUGAAAUGGGUCUUGGAAAGACAAUCCAAUCGAUUUCGUUUCUCUCGUCGCUUUUUCAUCUUUAUGAUCUUGCUGGACCAUUCCUUGUAGUUGUGCCGCUCUCAACGAUGGCCGCCUGGCAGAAAGAAUUCGACAAAUGGGCUCCUGAUGUGAAUCUCGUUGUUUAUAUGGGAGAUGUAGUUUCAAGAGAUUUGAUACGACAGUACGAAUGGUACGUUGGUGGCACGAAAAAGAUGAAGGUCAAUGCGAUAUUGACGACGUAUGAGAUUCUUCUGAAGGACAAGGCAUUCCUGUCGUCUGUCGAUUGGGCGGCUCUUCUUGUCGACGAAGCGCAUCGACUCAAGAAUCACGAAUCCCUUCUGUACAAAUGUCUGAGCCAGUUUCGGUUUAACCACAAACUUCUCAUCACUGGCACGCCACUUCAAAACUCGCUCAAAGAACUUUGGGCGUUGCUGCAUUUCAUAAUGCCGGAGAAGUUUGAUGAUUGGGACGACUUCGAACGAGCGCAUAACGACACGAACCAUAAAGGAAUUUCGGCGCUCCACAAGAAAUUGGAGCCAUUCUUGUUGAGGAGAGUCAAAAAGGACGUCGAGAAGAGUUUACCUCCAAAGACUGAGCAAAUCCUUCGAGUUGAUAUGACUGCUCAUCAAAAGCAGUUUUAUAAAUGGAUUCUGACGAAGAAUUAUCGAGAAUUGUCGAAAGGAGUCAAAGGAUCCAUAAAUGGAUUUGUGAAUUUGAUAAUGGAGCUCAAGAAGUGCUGCAAUCAUGCUUCGCUGGUUCGUCAAUACGAUCACAUCAAUGAAGACACUCAAGGAAGACUGCAGCAAUUGCUGAAAUCGUCUGGAAAAUUAAUUUUACUCGAUAAACUGUUGUGUCGUUUGAAAGACAAGGGCCAUCGCGUGCUCAUUUUCUCGCAAAUGGUUAUGAUGCUUGACAUUUUGCAAGAAUAUUUGCAAUUGCGGCGAUUCCCGUCACAAAGACUUGAUGGCUCGAUGCGGGCUGACAUUCGAAAACAAGCUCUUGAUCAUUAUAACGCUCCUGGCUCGAAUGAUUUCGCAUUUUUGCUCUCAACUCGUGCUGGUGGAUUAGGUAUCAAUUUGGCGACAGCUGACACGGUUAUCAUUUUUGAUUCGGAUUGGAAUCCGCAGAAUGACUUACAAGCGAUGUCUAGAGCUCACAGAAUUGGACAGACGAAAACGGUAAAUAUUUAUCGAUUGGUUACGAAAGGAUCCGUUGAAGAGGAAAUUGUGGAAAGAGCCAAACAGAAGUUGGUUCUUGAUCAUCUGGUUAUUCAACGGAUGGACACUACUGGAAAGACGAUAUUAUCCAAACCGACGAAUUGUAGUUCGGUUCCAUUUGAUAAGCAAGAGCUAACGGCGAUUCUUAAAUUUGGUGCAGCCGAGUUGUUCAAGGAAAAAGAAGGCGAGGAGCAGGAGCCCGAAGUCGAUAUCGAUCGAAUUCUCAUGGGAGCUGAAACUCGCGAGGCUGAAGACGACAUGCUGAAAGAGAAUGAGCUUCUGAGUUCCUUCAAGUAUGCCAACUUUACAUUUGACGAGGAGAAGGAUAUUGCGGCGGCGACGGAUGAUUGGGAUAAGAUUAUUCCCGAAAGUGAUCGCAAUAGGAUUCUGGAGGAGGAGAGGAUGAAAGAGCUUGCUGCAAUUAAUCUGGCACCGAGGCAAAGAACGAAAGCUCCUGUUGAGAUUGGGGCUGAAAAUAAUGGUGAUGAUGAUGACGACGAUGAAGAAGAAUCAGCUAAAAAGAAGCGAAAGAAGGGAAUCGGAAGUUUCACUGCGACAGAGAUUAAACGAUUCAUCAAGACUGUUAAGAAGUUUUCUCAUCCAUUGGAACGACUGGAAGCUCUCGCUCAGGAUGCGGAGAUUGAGGAACAUAGUAGUGAUGAGAUCAAGAAAUUGACAGAGCAGUUCCUUGAGGCUUGUAAGAAGGCUAGUGAAGAGUUUGAUAAGGCUGAGAAGAAUGGAACUGAUGGAAAAAAGGACACUGAGCGCAAAUUCAAAUUUGUGAACUGCGACGUCAAUCUGCGGCAGAUUGAGAAGUGCCAUCAGGAACUUGAACCUCUACACAAUGCGCUCAUCGAUGCUGACAAGGCGGCAACCUGGAAACCACCGCGGAACGCGAAGGAGCAGAAGGGUUGGGAUGUUGAUUGGACUUGGAUUGAUGAUGGUGCUGUUCUGUGGGGAGUCUACAAAUAUGGAUAUGGUAGUUGGGAGGCGAUCAAGAUGGAUCCGCAACUUGGGCUUGCUGAGAAGAUUUUCAUAAAGAAUAAGACGAAGAAGCCGCAGGGAAAGCAUUUGCAGCAGCGAGUUGACUAUUUAUUGAAGUUGAUGGCGAAGACGCCGAUUUCGAAGAAGGGGAUUGAGAGAAAACGGAAGCUGGAUGAGGAAGAGAAAGCCUCGCCGGAAAAGAAGAAGAAGUUUAAUAAUGAUUCGCAUGAAAAGAAAAAGAAGGAUAAGGAUCGCGAGAAGGAUAAAUCUGAUGAUAAAUUGGCAAGUCUCAAGGAUCAGCUUGCAGUUCUUUCAAUUGACAAGUCAUUGUAUGGAUCUGCGCUCGAUGAUAAGAAUUCCAAACCAUUUAUGGAAUGUGUCAGCAUUUGUCAUCCGGUUCAUAGGUAUAUGAAAAAACUCAAAGAAGCACAAGACUCGAAUAAUUCCAAUGACGAAGCCAAGUAUAUAAUACGACUUGGCGACGCAUUCGCUGAGAAUAUCCGCGUGAUUCUUAAAAAGAAGCCGAAAACGAACAUCAGAAAAUGGUACAAUUAUUUGUGGAUCUUUUUGUGCAAAUUCGUCGCUCGAGAGCCUGCCGAACUUCUUGAGCGAUAUAGAAAUUUGACAUCAGAGGUAUUUUGA
Molecule: messenger RNA, 4122 nt
Organism: Caenorhabditis bovis
Lineage: Eukaryota; Metazoa; Nematoda; Chromadorea; Rhabditida; Rhabditidae
Source: the annotation of a GenBank genome assembly